AUGAAAGAUGAUUGUAGAAUUGAGAAUUAUUUGAGCACAAAACGAAUGAGUUUGCUUAAAGAAGCAGUAGCACUAAUCAUUGAGGUUAAGUAUGAAAAUACAAAUGGAAAAAAUGAUAAAGAAGAAAUGGAUGUGGAAGGUGCGUUGGCUUUGGACUUAACGGAGUUGGAAGCAAUGCUAGCAAUCGAUAGUGAGCAAGUACGAUAUGAUCAGCAAGUGAAGAAACACGAUUCAGAAUUAUCAGAAGCUUCUACAAGUUGUGUCAGUGCUACUUCAUUUAGUAGUCAAUCACUAGAUGUGAAUUCGGGACAGUUGCAAGAUUUGUUUUCUCAAAAUCACGGAAAGAAACGUCGCAAAAGAAAGUUAGGUGAAACUAGGAAAGCUGUAAAGUUAGAAGAUUCACCUUUUUCUUCAACAGAUAUAAAUAAAUUGGGGAAUAUCGAUUCAGCAACUGAUAUUAGUUCUGCUUCUACUUCCAAAUAUGCUUCUGAUACUGCAGAGUCACAGGAUCCUGAAGAUCUUUUGCCUAUGGUUUUAUCGUCUCCUGACAUUGAUCAAAGUUCUAGUUCUUUUGCUAAGCCUUCUCCGCCAUGUUGUGAUGGAAAACGUAGAAAUCCUCGAGUGUAUUCUUAUGAUCCCGUUUCGCGAACCCGUUUAACUGUCCCUAAACGGCAGUUUUCUCCAAAUCCGAAAAAAGGCACGAAGUUAUUGACAGCUACAAAAAAAGUGGUCGAAACAAUAAAUUUGACGGAUUUGACAAAGAUUUUGUGCACAUUGGAUGCUGUAGAGUUUUCUCUGCCACCAGAUUUUACUGCAAAGUUUAGGAAGCGGCCCAUGAGUGAAACGAGGUCGGAGUCAGUGCUUGUCACUUCUAAAGAAGAUAAGUCUAUAGAUGAUGAAAAUUUGCCACAUGCUUCUUCGCAAGCUCUAGUUUCUGGAAAUGAUUCAAAAGCUGUAGGCUCCAUAAUCGGUAUUGCUCCAAUUAAUACUGAGCAAGUUCUCAUAAACCAAGAAGAGGACAUGAAGGUUUGUACUUCAAACAGGCAGUUGAAACGGCAAUGCAAAAGACGAGAUAUUGCUGAUUCUGCAUCAGAAGAUUUUUCUUCUGUUAAUUUCUCUGUGGAAACACAAAUAGAAGACGUUGUAAAAGAAGAAUCACCAACUCCAAUAAGUAUAUCAAUUCCUAAAUCUAUAAGAGGAAAGCCUCGAAAACGAACAGGGUUAAUUAAACUGAAGCGGGGCAGACUUCACAAAAGUUUUCAAUUCCGAGAUGCUAUUGAUAAGGAGAAUGCUUCAACAAAUGAUGCUUCAAAAAGCGUUAUGUCCGCGCUUUUACCAGAUGCUUCUUCGGAAGAUUCAUGUAAUGAGCCAGGAUUGAGUGUCUCUCAAACCGUGGAUCAAGAAUCAUCAGAUUCUCAUGACUGUAGUUCACAAAAAGUUGGUGAUAAUAUUAGAGUUGAUAAUGAAGGUGAAAAUUCGGGGACUGAGAUUUUGGUUUCUGAUAUGUCGGAAGUAUUAAGUGAUAGCGUGGCUAAUCGAACUCAGAAUAAUGCCUCAGAAGAAACCAUAGACACAGUCGAUGCUACUAAAGAUGACUGUGAUGAUGGAGGGCGUUUGCAUAUUGUGGAACCGGGUGAUGACGACGAUUCUUGUAACGUCGGAGAUCGGUUUUUACCGAUCACAGAAGUGGACCAUGAUUCAGAUAGUGUCAUGGAUGUUGUCAGUAUGCUUUUAGCUAGAGUGUGUGAAGCGUGUUCAUCUCACGUAGAUUUGAUUAUGGAACCGCUGAAGCGACCAAGCUCACUUUCAGCAGAAGAAUCACGUCGUGUUCCCCCUCUGCGUAUUCGGAUACCUCGUAAACGUGCACGUCGUCCAGCACGAUCACAUAACUAUUCUCCACCACUACCUGUUACCAGACAUCGUUUUGAAGAAGUACUGAGGCGAUCAGAUGCAACAUCAAAAGAAAUUAAUGACGCCGUUGUAGAAAUAGGACAAAAAAGUCAAAGAGAGGUCUUCACCAGUCAUGCAGAAUCUGGCUCAGUUCCAUUACUGCUCGAAGAUUCUAAUAUUAAUUCGUCAGCCCCUUCCGACUCAAAUUCUGUUUUGGCUUCAUUGUCAAGUAGUAGCACAGAAAAAUGCACAGUCACAGAUUCGGUUGUCAUGUAUGAGGAAAGCGCCAUUAUUGAAAAAGGCGAUGCUACCUCUAAUCUAUCUCAGUCAUGCCUUUCAGAAUCCCGCGAGUUGCAAAGCCAAAACACUCUUGUUAGUACAUCUCCUAUUGCUGGACUGGCUGUUGAAGUAACUGGUCGGUCCACACGGAAAAGGCCAGUUUCUUAUGAACAACUGUAUCCUUCUUUAUUUCGUCGACGACGUAAAUCAAGUCAUGUGAAAAGUUUCCAUGAUCUUGAUCAACCUCAAAGUUCCACACACCCCAGCAGUGGUUCGAUGGGCAAUGUCGAUGUGGCACCGGAAUGUAUGUCAGCGGAAAAGCGUCGAAAACGGCGACAAAGAGGAAGACCUGUUAACAAUAAAGCCCAACAACCAAGAAUCAAAAAUUUGGCGACCGAUGAGGGUGUUAAGGAUUUUGAAAAUCGAGAGAACCUUGAUACUGGUGAUACACUGAGUGAGGAAGCAUCGAGUAAAGCAAAAGAUGUACAUCUCGCAGAAAGUACUGGAAUCUUACCUGAAAAGGUUUCCUGUGUAAGAGAAAAGUCAAGACGUUUAUCAAAUAGUUCUAGUAGAGAAAAGUCCGAUCAUGUGACUUCUGAAGAUGUAACUGUUAGUUCUGUGAACACUCGUUUGCAAGUAUCUUGUCCGAUCGCAUCGGAAACAGACAUUUUUUCAUCAGAUCAGUCACACUCUCCCUCUAUGUUCAGAAGUGUCAGAAGAAAAAGUAGCAUAAUUGAUCCUGAACCCACAAGACCUGAAGCAACUGAAGUUUCCGUUUCUGAUCGAUCCAAAAGUAAACGGCUAUAUUCGAGAUCGGUACCUGAAUCCGUAAAGCAAAAAAUUUCAAGUAGAAAUAUGCCUUAUUUCAAACGUAUUUCUCAGCGUCGCAAACUCAAUCCUCUUGCUAAUGGUUUGAAAAGCCGUUCAAGUGACGACAACACAUCAUUCUUUUAUCGUGAAAUCUUAUUGCGGGGAGAUGAUCUUAAGAAGAGUGAUGGAGGGGAUAUAACUGUUGACGUUGAUUCGGAACUGACAAUUGAAGAUGACGAAGAAUCAUCAUUUGGUGGUCCUGCAAUUUCUGCAGCAACCGAAAUUAGCAGAAUGUUGUCAAGACCUGAAACAGAUGAAGACUACACAGAAAGUGAUCAUGAUUACUUUCUCACAUUGGAUAAUAUUCGAACGAUGUUCAUUGAUGAAACUCCGGAUCGAAAACGGCUAUUAAAUGAUAUAAUGGCAAUUAUAUUAGCUCAGUAUUGCUCUGAUAUUGCAUCUCAGAAUAUUCAUGGUGGCGAAUCAAUACGUUACAAUACAAUAGUCAAGAAUGCUUAUCGGCUGCGAAGCAAAGCAAUGAUUUUUUCACAGGUUCAACGAAACGAUGUGAAAUGGGUACACCAAAUAUUUCUCAGACGCCUUGCGGUACCAAUGUUGGCUGUUUAUAUAGAUUUGCUGAGAUUUAGCAAAAUACCGGGUCGCAAUUUGCUGGACUUACUUUUGGACAAAAAUAGUGACGAUAAGAUUUUGAACAAGGUAAACAGUCAUAUUCAAGAUUUUCUUACUAUAAAGCCACUCGAUCCUGAGGGAGCAGCAAUCUCUAAAACUCUAAAUAAAAGGCAUGUAAAGGAUUUAUGUUUAUUACUUGUUUCACCGAAUUUCAUACAUACGGAAUAUCAUUCAAGAUCAAGAUCUCAUGAAUAUAUGUUUAGAAUUUUAUUACCUAACAUUGCUGAUCGAGUAGAGAGUAUUCGAAUGAAUUUGCCUCCUGUACAGAAUAUGUCCAUUUGUGAAGCUGUUGAAUAUUCUAUUCGACUAGUAUCGCGUAAAGUUGUCGAGGUACACCGGAAAUAUCCUGACCUUAAAAUUGUACUUGUUGGAUGGGGGACAUCAUGUGUUAUAAAUCAUCAGGUUGUGCAAAGCAUGCCAAAUGUAUCAGCGAUCAUUAAUUUCGCAUUUCCUAUGAAGACAGCUGAUGGGCCACGAGGCCAUGUUGAUGAUGACAUACUGCUUACAUAUUGUCCAACACUAUUUGUGGUUGGAGACCAGGCAACUGACUGCGAUGUUCGUCAACUCCAAAUAAUGGCUACUAGAAUGAUUGCUCCAACUGGAGUAAUUGUCAUUGGUUCAGCCAACUGCAGUUUGUAUCCUUCAACAUUUAAACUUACUAUCGAACGAUUUACUCAUAGAACAGUCCAGAGAGCUUUAUUGGAUGAUGUAAUUGAUUUUCUCCAAUUGUAUUGCACUUCAAACAGCACCCAGGGAUUUCGCUUACAUCCCUUAAAACUUGUUGAAGUGAACGAUGUCGAUUUAUCAAUUCUUCGUACUUCCAAUUUGUUUUCGAGCAGUCAGACGAAGCGAGGCAAAUCUGAAGCAGCUUCUAAAGGAAGUUCAUCAAUUCAAAGUGGGAAACGAUGUUUAUCCGAUAACUCUCCGAAUGUUCCUGUCAAGAAACAGCGUUUUAAUGAAGAUAGGUCAAUACAGACAUUGAAAGUUCCGGAUAGAAUUCAAAUAACACACCAGUCUAUUCCUUCAAAUCUGCCUGGUUCUAUCACACCGUUCACUGGAUCAAAUGAUAAUUUUAGUUCACAGGAAUCCAUAAACGGUACUCGCAAAUACUGA
Thelazia callipaeda (thelaziosis nematode) is the source of this 4782-nucleotide messenger RNA. NCBI's taxonomy places the organism in Eukaryota, Metazoa, Nematoda, Chromadorea, Rhabditida, Thelaziidae. The record is from the annotation of a GenBank genome assembly.